Messenger RNA from Cryptomeria japonica (Japanese cedar), 1197 nucleotides. RefSeq lists its product as uncharacterized. The record is from RefSeq and is a predicted model, not a curated record. Lineage: Eukaryota; Viridiplantae; Streptophyta; Pinopsida; Cupressales; Cupressaceae. Gene Ontology annotation, molecular function: DNA helicase activity. The transcript is spliced from 2 exons. Bases 1 to 1197 code for a protein of 398 amino acids. Gene Ontology annotation, biological process: DNA repair; telomere maintenance.
AUGGGUGCUUCAAACAAAAUCAAUGUAAAUGAUUUCCAAAUGCUGGGUAGACGCGAUUACGAUAUUAACUUUGAUUGGCAUGCCCCUUAUCCCACUGAUCCACUUCAUCAUACUGUUGUUACCUUCAUUUCCACUAAUAAAAUAAAUUGCCAGCCUAGCAUUCUCCAGCCAGCUUCUCCUCCCACUACUUCGUUCCCCUUAGCAUCAAAACAAAAAAUUGCACUUGAACUCAUUCUUGCCCAUUAUGCAUCUCCUGGAACCCCGCCUCCACUCUAUAUGCUUAUACAAGGCACUGCAGGCACUGGUAAAUCAUAUUUGAUACAAUGCAUUAGAAAUAGACUUAACCUUUCCACAAAUAUACAACUCAAUCCUUUGCUUGUGCUUGCCCCAACUGGCGUUUCUGCAUAUAAUAUCCAAGCAACAACUAUUCAUGCUGCCUUGCGCAUCCCCCUUAGAGAUAUAUUACGUCAGGCAUUCCCUCGCCAGCAACACGAACCAUUUGGAGGCCUCUCAAUCAUCCUUGUAGGCAACCUCAGCCAACUACCUCCAGUGAUGGACAAGCCUUUGUAUGCCUCACAUUCUACAACCCUUGCAUUAUGGCGCUCCUUUCAAACUGUUGUUACCUUAGAUACAAGUUUCCGACAACAAGGUGCCUCAAACAUCCAACAACAAUUUCGUGCAAUCUUGCAAAACAUUAGAAAUGCCAAUCCACUCCAAACAGAUUGGGAAGCGCUUAUGUCUCGAUCCUCUUCCAAACUGCCUAUAGAUCAUAACAAGCACUUUGACAAUUCAAUUCAUUUGUUUGCAACAAAUGCAUCUGUCAAACACCACAAUACUAAAAUGUUAAAACAAUUACACUUACCUGUUGCAAGAUGUCUCGCCCAAAAUUCAAGGCAAACAAACCCUGAAUAUAAUAAUGAUGAGCAACUUCCUUUAGAAUUGCUCCUCUCCCUUAAUGAACAAGUUAUGUUGAUUGCUAAUCUAUGGAUACAAGCUGGUUUGGUCAAUGGAUCAUUAGGACAAAUCAAAUCCAUUAUCUAUGAUACAGAUUCCAGACCUCCUAACUUGCCAAAGUAUGUGGUUGUUGAAUUCAAAAAUUAUUCUGGCCCUCAUUGGGACAAUGCAAAUCCAAAAUUUGUCCCUAUACCACCUAUCACUCGAGGCAGCUACACCCUGCUCCCCCUUGCAAUGGCUUAG